Chironomus riparius is the source of this 747-nucleotide messenger RNA. Lineage: Eukaryota; Metazoa; Arthropoda; Insecta; Diptera; Chironomidae. The record is from the annotation of a GenBank genome assembly.
AUGAACGAAAAUUACAAAAAUAUUUCAAUUAAUUUGAAUUUUAAGCCAUCGUCGGCUUUUUUGAUUGGAUUAAUGGUGAAUUUUAUAGAUUUUCUGCUUUGGAACCGGACACAGAUACCGUUUACUGUGGAUAUGCUGGAGAAGUUCUUACAAAAGAAAAAUCUUGAUGAUAUUAAAUGUUUUAAGAAGCUGAAGGCAGUUAAGAUCGCUAAGGAUGCUUAUGAGAGGAUUUGUGGAGUUAAGGAGCUCACAAAACUCGAAUUCACAACAUCAAAGUCCUUCAUCAUCCUCUUCGGAUCAUCAAUACAAACUGCAAAGGAAGCUUACAAAAUCAUCUUUCCAUCCACAAACUCAAAUGUCACUCCAACAUUCAUCAAUGAGACCUCAAAUAUUAAAAAAGUGUUUCUUCAACUUCUUCAGUCUGAUGAUCUCAAAGAUGCUCUAGAAAGUCCACUGACUGUGACAAACACUUUUGUGCUGUACGAGCGGCGAUGCAGGAACGACGAAAAAAUUAGUACAAAUUUAUUUGAAGUCAGAAAUUUUAAGUUAAAUAAAUCGUGUAAAAAGUUUUUAAUUAAUUUUACGGAUUCAUCGAAUUUUGAGGUGUUUCAAGAGGAUUUUGAGGAGCUGAAAAUUUCUGAACAUGAAGUUGUGGUCGAGAAAGUUGAGGAAAUUUGGUUCCAGUCGAAGAUUUUUGUAAAAGGAUUUAGUGAUUUAACAACAGAUAAUAAAUCAAUUUGGGGAUAA